Zophobas morio is the source of this 3280-nucleotide messenger RNA. Its product is annotated as serine/arginine repetitive matrix protein 1-like. The record is from RefSeq and is a predicted model, not a curated record. The coding region runs from base 287 to 3148 and encodes 953 amino acids. Gene Ontology annotation, cellular component: spliceosomal complex. Gene Ontology annotation, biological process: regulation of mRNA splicing, via spliceosome; mRNA processing. The transcript has 8 exons. Gene Ontology annotation, molecular function: RNA binding. Lineage: Eukaryota; Metazoa; Arthropoda; Insecta; Coleoptera; Tenebrionidae.
CAACACAAAUUUGACGCCACGCCAUUUUGUUAGAUGCAACAUGGAUUUGUAGAAUCCAACAACAGUUUAUCGUGUGAGAACUAUGACUUUUUACUGUAAACUACAUCGAUCAGCAAAUUAUAGUAGUCGUUGCACUUUCAUGUUAUACUAAAUCAUGUGAAUAAGCAAGUUAUGUGUAAAUAGUGGAAAUAAGUACCGGCGUCUACGAGAUUUUCUAGUUGUACUUCAAUUCAUUUAUUUUGGUGGUUUUAUUUAAUUUUCGGAACGAAGGAAAAAACUUGGCUCUAUGAUGAUGUAUACGGGCACAACCACUGAACAGGACAACCGCUUUAGCGAUAAGGAGAAGAAACUUCUUAAACAAAUGAAAUUUAGCGAUUGCUUGAGUCAGAGGGUUGAUAUGUCCAAAAUUAAACUCGAUGUAAUCAAACCAUGGAUUCAGGACAAAUUAACUGAGAUUUUAAAAAUCGACGACGAUGUCGUGGUCGAUUUUGUAUAUAAUCAAUUAGAUGAAAAGUUUCCUGAUCCAAAGAAAAUACAAAUCAACCUCACUGGCUUUCUUCAUGGGAAAAAUGCGCGGGAGUUUAUGGCGGAGUUGUGGGCGUUACUCAUAUCAGCACAGGAAAACCCUUCAGGCAUACCGGACUCACUUUUAGACAUGAAACGGGAAGAGCUAAUGAAAAAAAAGGAAAAAGAAGAAAAAGACCGCGAAAACAGGGACAGGGAGCGAGAAAAAGAACGAGAAAGGGAAAAGUCAGAAAAGGAAAAGAAAUACAGGGACAGGGACAGGGACAGGUCUAGGUCUAGAAGACAGUCAAGAUCGCGAUCGCGACCCCGGAGGCGCUCCAACGAAAGGUCCAGCAGGAACAGCGACAGAGGCAAGGAUAAAAGAUCAAGGAGUCGUUCAAGAUCAAGGAUCAAACUCGAUGACCCCAGGAACAAUGGUAACGCAAGCCCAAAUGAACGUGAGAACAAUGGCAGGGAAGAGUCUGUGAAGCUGGAAAGUAAUACUGCCAAUUCUAAACACAAUUUAGAAAGUUCCCAGCCAGUUUCAAAGCUUCAAGCGAAGUUGAUGUCCAUGGCCGGCAGUAACGCCAAACAGCCGCAGCAGCAACACCAGUCACGGUCACGUUCCAAGUCGCUCUCCCGGUCCCGGUCAAAGUCACUAUCACGCUCUAAGUCACCCAGCAAGUCACGCUCGAGGUCCCGCUCAUCUAGUCCAGGAGCAUCGAAGGAUCGCAAGUCACGCUCCAACUCCAAGGACACCAAGGACAAGAGGCGUUCGCGCUCGAGCUCCGACGUAUCCAAGGACAACUUCGAGAUCAGGAAGAAAGAAAACAGCGUCCAGAAGAAACGGCACUACAGGUCGACCAAGGACAGCUCGGACAGCGAGCCGGAGCAGGACAAGGGCAAGAGGAAGAAGUCGCCGUCUAAGUCACCGCGCCGCAACAGGAAGAGCAGGGAGAAGAGUCCGAGGCGCAAGAGGAGCGUGUCCAGGAAGAGGAGUCUCUCGAGGAAGAGGUCAACUAGCCGAAAGAGGAGUGUCUCUAGAAGACGUAGUCCCUCUCGAACCAAGAGGAGUCUCAGCCGACGAAGGAGGAGCAUCUCGCGAUCGCGGAGGAGCACCCCAAGGAGACAGAGCCCUCGCAGGAGACGCAGCUACAGCAGGAGGAGGAGCUUGAGCAGAAAUAGAAGAGGAAGGAGGAGCAGGAGCAGACGCAGUCCUAGUCGUAGGAGACGCAGCCCGAGCAGACGAAGAAGCAGCAGAGAUAGGAGGCUUAGACGCAGCAGAAGCCGCGACAGGAAUCACCGACGACUUUCGCGCGAGAGAAGACGUUCCAGGUCAAGGGAAAGAAGAUCGAGGUCGAGAAGAAGAUCCCGGGAAAGAGGCAGUCUGCGAAGGAAGUCGCCCAUCAGAGGAAAAUCCAGAGAGAGAAUCCGCAAACCCAGCCCUAGUCCUGCCGCUCGAAAUGAUCGUCGGGAUCAAAGAGACGAAUCACGAGGUUCGCGCCCGACGCCGCGACGACCCGAAGAAAAGAAAGAAGACUCCAUCAGACGCAUGGAGGAAACGAAGCGAAGCGACGAUCUCCACAAGCCGGAGAAGAAACUGGAGGAGAAGCGAAAAAUUAGUACGUCGGAUAGCCAGAAUGAAAGCGACUUCAAGUCUAAGGAUCGCAAGAAAUCAAAAUCUAGAAGCAUCAGUCCUGAGGAUAAUAAUCUUAUCCCGCCACACGGUCCACCUAGAUAUUCGCGCAGUUUAUCAAGGACACCUUCACCUUUCAUAAAAGCUAACGAAUUCCCGCCUAAAAAACAAACAGUUCCUGUGUCGACGAAGGACGAGAAGAAAAAACUGAAAGAAAAGGCUGACAUUAAGACAAAGAAGGUUACAAAGAAACCUUCAAAGAGUGAGACUGAUUCAAAUUCAAGUGAUUCAGACAGCGAGGGACAAAAGGAAAGAGAAAGGGAAAGGAAGAAGAUUAAGUCGAAGAAGAAGGCGAAGAAGCGCGAUUCGAGCUCCAGCGAUAGCGAAGUGGAGUAUUCGUCGAAGAAGAAGGACAAAGAGAGCAGUGCAGAAGUUGAACUAAAGAGUAAGAAAGGUAAGGAGAGUAAAAGAAGUAGACGAGACAGCAGCGAGGAAAAAAUACAAAAGAAGAGACAUCAGAGUUCCGAUUCGGAAGAAGACAAGAAAAAGAAAAAACGAGGUCGCUCUGAAAGCUCUGAAAAAGGUAGAAAAUCAAAGAAGGACGAUUCUAGCGACAGCGACGUCCCGAAAAGUCGAAGCAAAAAGAAGGUAGAGAGUUCAGAUGAUUCUGAAGUUGAGAAGGUUGAUAAAGAGAAAUCAAAGAAACAUAGACGGGACAGUUCGUCAGAUAGCGAGGAGGAAAUGAAGAAAAGAAAGCGUAAGAAGAAAGUCACGAAGUCAGCAAGCGACUCAGACGAAGAAGUAGAAUCAAAAAAACGCAAGAAAGAUAAAAGGCAUAAAAAGAAGAAGAAGCAUUCAAAGAAACACAAAAAACACAAGAAGAAGAAGGUAGAGAGUGAGGAUUCAGAUAAUAGUGACGUUGAGGUAGUUAACGAAGAUGAAAAAAAAUUGAGAGAGAAAGCUCUCAAAUCAAUGAAGAGGCAAAACUCUAGCGAUAAGUCGGAGUGACGUGUAUCAUAAACGUUUUUAUUUAGUUUGAAUGAUAAUAGGUAAUUAGCUUUUAUGAGUGACCUGUAUUUUUCUUUGUCAUUCAUUCCGUAUGUUGCUGUCUUAAUAAAGUUGAUAUGUAUGUGGACACAA